AUGCCUCACAGGUUGGCCGCAUCAGAAUCACGGGCAGCCGAGAUGGAGGCUACAAGCUGCGCGGUGCUGCGGCUCUGUCAGGAGCUCUCGGCAGCUUUGGAGCUUCAAAAUGUGGAGUUUCAACGCUACGUGGAUGCGAUGAGAAGACAGACAGGACCUUUCCUCGAGCAGGCCGCUUUCGUCGAGGCUGAGCUGGGGGCGCUUGCUUCCAUCGCCCCUCAGCAAGGUGAGGGCGAAGCCGCCCGGCUGCUGGAGGAGCUCCAAAGCGAGCGACGCCAGCGAACACAAAAGGAAUCGGAGCUGGGUGAAGUCCGGCUUCAACUCGCCAGGACCGUCACCGACUUGCAAGACGCCGAAUCGAGGGCAAACGAGCUGUCUGCGAAGCUGACCCACUCUGAAAUGGAGCAGAACCAAGACCCUGGCGCUCUCGAGGAUGAGCCAGUGCGGGGAGACUCGUCGCCCAAGGCUGAGGCUUCCAUGGGCCAGCGGGACCCAGCGAGUCCUCUUCGGCAGGAUCAGUUGAUUGAGGAGAAGAGGUCCCGCGCACAGCAGAGAAAACAACGGCGUAUGGAAGAAGCCACGUUGCCACAAGGGCGCGCGGCAGCCUCCGCCAUCAGCUCUCUCUCCAAAGGCAUGGUUGUCAGCAAGCUCUGCGCUGGGACUUCGCAGUGGCAGCCGAGACUCAUGCAGCUUUCGCCAGCGCCACCUAAGGGCCCGCAGAAGCUGAUGUGGUCGAAAGACCUAGGUCGCAGGGUCUUUGGCCGCCGGCUCACAAGCCUUGACUUGAAGGAGGUGACCAAUGUUGGUUUGGGUGCGGACUCCCUGCCCGACAAACUGCGACACAAGGAAGCUGGCUGGCGCUGUUUCUCACUCUGGACUGCCCAGCGAUCCUUCUUCUUCAAGGCCGGGAGCGACAAGGAUGCGGAGCACGCGGUCCUUGCCCUCUCCCGCUUGUGCCCUGCCACUCAGCCCCUACCUCUACGCUCUGUGAUCCUACAUCGCGCCGUUGGAAAGCUGGGGCCAGACCCGGCCGCGCGAGCUGCAACGUUGCUGCAGGCUCUAAGGCAAGCAGGGCGCGUCAAGGAAGAGUUUGUCGAGGAGCAGCAAGAGGAGCCGUCGGAAGGGGAGGAGAGCAGCUCUGCAAGUGCUGACGACAUCGAGGAGACUGACAAGCCAGGGCUUGCUGAGGCUCUUUCGCGCAAUGAAGUGCAGCUUGUUGCUGGCAGCUGUGGUCUCGGCCGUGUUGGCGCCGGAGCCUUGUGCCGGUUGUUGUUCGCAUCAGAGGAUGCUUGCACGCCAGAAACACGGCCCAUACUGAGGUCUGAUGUCACACCUGUCCAGAAAGUCGUUCAGAUGCUCGAAAACAUGAAAGAGAAGGGGGUGAAAGAGAUGGAGGCGGAGCAGGUUCAGUACACGGAGUUCUCGCAGUUCUGUGAGAUGACCCUGGCCGAGAAGAAAAAAUCCAUCGAUGACGCCAGCGACAAGCUGGAGACCCUGGAAGCUGACAUCGAGUCGGCAGCAGCCGAUGCAGAUCGUCUCAGCACUGAGAUAGCCGGCCACGUGGCCGACAUCGAGACCACCAGCGGCGAGAAGAGCAAUGCCACUGCCAUCCGUGAGAAGGAGCGCACGGACUUUCGGGCGGCCCUGAAGGACUACACGGAAUCCAUCGAUGCCAUUCGCAGGGCCGUGAAGGGCUUGAAGGCGGAGGAUCAGAAGACGGCUCUCGUCCAGCUCUCUCGCGCCCGGAGCAUGAAGCUGCUCCCCAGCGCUGCUGCCGACAGCAUUGACGAGUACCUGAGCCACCAUGGCCCCGAUGGCGCCAAGUCCAGCUUGGUGAUGCAGCAGGUCAAGGCUGGCACUUCGGCAGCCGAAGAGCCCAAGACUUAUGAAUUCCAGUCUGGCGGCGUGAUCAGCAUGCUUGAGAGCCUGGAAGAGAAGUUCGUGGAUGAGCGUGUGAGCCUCGAAAAGGAGGAGGCGACGAAGCGACAUGCUUUCGAGAAGCUUUCGCAGAGCUUGGAAGCCAAGUUGACUCAGUCCAAGAAGGAGCAGGAAGACAAGACACAGUUCAAGGCCAAAAGGAUGCAGAACAAAGCUAGCUCAGAAGGAGACCUUGAAGAGACCAAGACUGCGAAGGCAUCGGAUGUGAAGUACUCCGCAGACCUGCAGGCUACCUGCGACAAGAAGUCCAAGGCCUACAAGGAGCGUCAGCAGCUCCGUCAGGAAGAGAUCGAUGCCAUCGGCAAGGCCAAGGAGAUCAUCGCCAGUGGCGCUGUUGCGGGAAGCGCCGAAAAGCACUUGCCGAGCCUGGUGCAGGCGGUGCAGGCGGCACAGUCGACUGCCUUGGCCUUCCUUCGGUCGGAGCACCACUCCCCGAAGCAGGAGCAGGUGGCCAAGUUCUUGCAGCGCCGCGCCUCGCAGCUCAACAGCCGUGUCUUGUCCUCGGUUGCCUCCCGUGUGGGUGCGGACCCUAUCGCGAAGGUGAGGACCAUGAUCGAGGACUUGCUGGCCAAGCUGCAGAGCCAGGCAAACGAAGAGGCCACGAAGAAGGGCUGGUGCGAUGCAGAGAUGGCUAGCAACAAAGCCACCCGAGAGGAGAAGUCCGAUGCCAGCGAUGCACUGCAGUCUGAGAUCGAUGAGACCUCCGCCUCGAUUGCUGGUUUGGCGGAAGAGCUGACAACCUUAGAUGCGGAGCUCGCAGAGCUCAGCGGUGCCAUGCAAAGCGCCACGGAGCUCCGAAAGAGUGAGGAAGCGAAGAACGUAGCGACCAUCAAGGACGCCAAGGAGGCUCAGACGGCGGUCGCGGAGGCCCUCACUGUUCUGAAGGACUUCUAUGCCAAAGCCGGUGAGGCAACUUCUUUGGUCGAGACGUCUUCUGUCAUGGACGCCUCCAAGCCCGAGGUCUUCAGCGAUGAGCCUUACAAGGGCAUGGGCGCUGAGGGUGGCGGUGUAAUGUCCAUGCUCGAGGUUAUCGAGGCUGAUUUCUCUCGCCUCCAGGCUGAGACAGAGUCCGCCGAAGAGGCCGGCAAGAAGGAGUACGAAGAGUUUAUGGAGGAUUCCAAGCUGGACAAGGCAACAAAGACAAAGACCAAAGAGCACAAGUCCAGCAAAAAGCAGGCCAAGAGCCAAGAGCUCACGAUGCUCCAAGCGGACCUCCAGGGAACUCAGAAGGAGCUGAAUGCUGCCAAGGACUACUUCGAGAAGCUGAAGCCCGAUUGCAUCGACACCGGUGCCUCUUAUGCCGAGCGCAAAGCACAAAGGGAGCAAGAGCUUAAGGACUUGCAGGAGGCCAUGGACAUGCUCACCAGCGUCUGA
Molecule: messenger RNA, 3312 nt
Organism: Symbiodinium sp. CCMP2456
Lineage: Eukaryota; Dinophyceae; Suessiales; Symbiodiniaceae
Source: the annotation of a GenBank genome assembly